UAUGUUCAUUUAUCAGCUGGUGAUCUUCUUCGAGAAGAAGCAGCAAAACCUGACUCAGCUUUAGGUCACGAAAUCAAUGAACAUAUCAAGAACGGUUCUAUUGUACCUGUUGCAGUGACUUGCAAAUUACUUGAAAAUGCUAUGGAAAAAAGUGGAAAAGAAAAUUUUUUAAUUGAUGGCUUUCCACGUAAUAAAGAUAAUGUUGAAGGAUGGAAAAAAGCUAUGGAUGGAAAAGUUAAUGUUCAAUGUGUACUCUUUUUUGAUUGUGAUGAAAAGACUUGUGUUGCUCGAUGUCUCGAACGUGGUAAAGGAAGUGGACGAACUGAUGAUAAUGAAGAAAGUUUAAAGAAACGUAUUGUGACAUAUAAUGAUUCAACACGACCGGUAAUUCAACUAUAUGAAAAAGAAAAUUUAGUUAAACAUAUUGAUGCUUCACAUGAUGUUGACAAGCCUCUUUUGAAUCCGACUGGUUUACAUAGUGAUUGGGUUUUAAUAAAACGAUGGCAUAUGGAUGACUAUUUUUUACAAAAAGAUGAUAUUAUAUCAUUUGAAUCUCCUCGCGAACCAGGUAUAUAUAUGAUCAAACGUGUAAAAGCAUUAGAGAAUGAAAUGAUUUAUGAUACAAUAAAACAAAAAGAAACACAAGUGCCAAAAGGACAUGUAUGGGUUGAAGGUGACAAUAAACGUGCAAGUUAUGAUAGUCGUCAUUUUGGUUGUAUUGCUCGAGGCUUAAUAACUGGACGAGCGUUGUAUGUUAUUUGGCCACCAAAACGUUUUGGUGCUAAGUUAACACCAUUCAACGAUGAUGAUGAUGAUGAUGACUAA
Messenger RNA from Rotaria sp. Silwood1, 825 nucleotides. Lineage: Eukaryota; Metazoa; Rotifera; Eurotatoria; Philodinida; Philodinidae. The record is from the annotation of a GenBank genome assembly.